Cyclocybe aegerita is the source of this 1182-nucleotide messenger RNA. The record is from the annotation of a GenBank genome assembly. Lineage: Eukaryota; Fungi; Basidiomycota; Agaricomycetes; Agaricales; Hemipholiotaceae.
AUGCUACCUUCCAAGACCAACCAACAUCAGCGUUCGACACCUUCAGUUGAUACGUCCUUUACGCUUAGUCUCGACCUGUCUACCUUCCCUAUAAAUUUCAUGGACACUUAUCGUCUUGCCGCAUCCGCAAUAGGCAUGAAGAAGGAACUCCAUGCGGCCGACGUUCCAGACAGCCGCACUUCCAAGGUCACGGCUGGGUGCGACGAUGCUGGUCAACACCAUGAACUUCAGCCACAUAUAUGCACGCGCGCUACAUGGAGAUAUGGUCCCCCGGUCUCUCUGGAACCGCGAGCGUACCAUCGAUUCUUGCAGGGCGUUGUUGACAUUCAUCUCUCAAAAUUUAGCAACCCCAGACAGCUGAUAAUGGCAAUUGCUGAUACAUUCGACGCACAUAGACAAUUGCUUGUAUUAUGCGGCAUUCUUCAUCGGAACGUUAACGACAACAACGUCAUGCUUGAUGAAACCGGCAGAGGAAUCUUGAACGAUUGGGAUAUGGCCAAAGGGUCGAGAGCUUCGGAGGGUGCUGUGUUUCCGCAGGACGAUCUUGCUCUCAAUUCUUAUCGAACGGGGAUGUGGUAUUUCCUUUCAGCUCGGCUCCUCAAGAAUCCGCUCAAGAUACACAGUGUGCAAGACGACCUCGAGUCCUUCUUCUUUCUCGUUCUCUAUUAUUCAAUCCGGUAUAUCCCUAACGAUCAAGGCAUACAGGAGCUGAAGGAACUACAUGCUGAGCUAUUUGAGGAGUGUAGGUGGAGAAGCGCGAUUGGCCAGUACGUUGGUGGCCAAGGGAAAUUUUUCAUGAUUACGGAGGGAUACCACUCUCUCAGCGUUGACUUCAUGGAUCAUAAGCCCCUUCAAAAGUGGCUCCGCAGCGCGUUGCGCUGUAUUGCCAGGUUUUAUUGGUACUGCAUUGACGUCGAACGGAAGCACUUCGAAGAGCACAAAGAUGAGGCACUUCCGGUACCCCGCGUACUUGUGCCUCCACUGCCUGCCACCAUCCUCCUCCACAAUCACGAAUAUUUUUCUUCGCUCUUUAAGACGGCACUCGAAGCGCCUGGGUGGGCGUCCACGCGCACGUACCUUGGCGAUGAACUUGAUCAAUACGUCCGAACUCGAGGAUCCAGACGGAUGUCGACGGCGGUGCCCCCUCGCAUCUGUGGACCACCGAAACGCCGAUUUUGCUAG